Messenger RNA from Canis lupus familiaris (dog), 4272 nucleotides. RefSeq names its product vasohibin 2 (gene VASH2). Gene Ontology annotation, biological process: regulation of angiogenesis. The record is from RefSeq and is a predicted model, not a curated record. Gene Ontology annotation, cellular component: cytoplasm. The transcript has 7 exons. Bases 16 to 1083 code for a protein of 355 amino acids. Lineage: Eukaryota; Metazoa; Chordata; Mammalia; Carnivora; Canidae.
CGCCCCGGCCCCACCAUGACCGGCUCCGCGGCCGACACUCACCGCUGCCCCCACCCCAAAGGCGCCAAAGGCACCCGGUCCCGGAGCAGCCACGCGCGGCCCGUGAGCCUCGCCACCAGCGGGGGCUCGGAGGAGGAGGACAAAGACGGCGGGGUGCUGUUUCACGUGAACAAGAGCGGCUUCCCCAUCGACAGCCACACCUGGGAGCGCAUGUGGAUGCACGUGGCCAAGGUGCACCCCAAGGGGGGAGAGAUGGUGGGCGCCAUCCGGAACGCCGCCUUCUUGGCAAAGCCUUCAGUACCCCAGGUUCCAAACUACAGGCUGUCGAUGACCAUCCCAGACUGGCUCCAGGCAAUCCAGAACUAUAUGAAGACACUACAAUAUAAUCAUACAGGGACCCAGUUCUUUGAAAUUAGGAAAAUGAGACCGCUGAGUGGGUUAAUGGAAACAGCGAAAGAAAUGACCCGGGAAUCCUUGCCUAUCAAAUGCCUUGAAGCUGUCAUCCUGGGCAUAUACCUAACCAAUGGACAGCCUUCCAUCGAGCGAUUCCCCAUCAGCUUUAAAACCUACUUCUCAGGAAACUACUUUCACCAUGUUGUGCUGGGGAUUUAUUGCAAUGGCCGCUAUGGCUCACUGGGCAUGAGCCGAAGGGCUGAGCUGAUGGACAAGCCGUUGACCUUUCGGACUCUCAGUGACCUCAUCUUUGACUUUGAAGACUCCUACAAGAAGUACCUGCACACAGUCAAGAAGGUCAAGAUUGGGCUGUAUGUCCCCCACGAGCCUCAUAGCUUCCAGCCCAUAGAGUGGAAGCAGCUAGUCCUCAAUGUCUCAAAGAUGUUGAGGGCCGACAUAAGGAAGGAGCUGGAGAAAUAUGCCAGGGACAUGAGAAUGAAGAUCCUGAAACCUGCAAGUGCCCAUUCUCCAACCCAAGUGAGAAGCCGGGGGAAAUCCCUGUCCCCCCGAAGGAGACAGGCGAGCCCCCCGAGACGGCUCGGCAGGAGAGACAAAUCGCCUGCACUGCCUGAGAAGAAGGUGACUGACCUCGGCACGCUGAACGAGGUGGGCUACCAAAUCCGGAUCUAGGCAAGCCAUAUCAGCCAGCAAGAGGGCUUCCGUGGUGCUUCUCUCUGCACUUUACCGCAGCAUCUUCAGGAGGAACUGCAACUAUUUAUUGAGAACCUGUGAAUUUUAUUUUUAAGGAUUCCCUUGGACGUGGAAUCUGAGUGGGUGGUGACAAUGAACUCUGAAGAAAUUCACGAAGGGGCAACCCGGAAAGGCUGAAGUUAAGAAACCCCACGGGGGUUGGACUGCAGAUAGAAAGGGUAAUUCGUAACUGUGUUUUUUCUAUCUUCCCAUUUACCUACUUUUGUUUACUUGCUUUUGAACACGAUGCCUCACCAGUAGUAAAUGUGGCCGAAACCCUCCCUCCCACUCCAGGUACAGUAAGGUAACUCAGCCAGUAGUCAUGUCUUUUUCAGCAAUAACAGAGGCAGAGAUCGGUGGGAUUUCUUUUUUUUCUAAGCAGUCAAAUAUUACCUCAGCAUCUUGACAUCAGAUAUGCAAACUUAAUGGAGUUUUGGGUUUUUGUUUUAUAUUCUAUUUGUAUUGUUUCCCCAGUAUUUCCAAAUGGGGACCUCCACAAAGUUUGGAAUUUUUCCUUGGUGCACACCGAAUAGGAUUUAAGGUAUUAUAUUAAGUGUUUUACUAAAAAAGCACUGCAAUUCUUCUGGCAAUACGGGAAACUAUUUUCAGGACCUUGGAGUUACUUCUUUCUUAAUGUUUCUUAAAGCAUUCACUGACAAGGGUUUCUGUUCUUUCAAAACACAACAGAAAGCACGUGCAGAAGGCAGUCUAUGUUCUGUCAUUAAUAUUUAAACUUUGCAAACUCCAGCAAAAAAAAAAAGGGGGGGGAAAAAAAAGCACAAGGGGUCAUGGCAGUGUUACACAAAUUUAGCAGUAUUGCAAUUACCUCCAACAAUCACGCACUCAGAGAGGCAGAGGCCAGGAGUGAAUCAGUGGGAGUCUUGAGAGCCGGGUAACCUUUCUGUUCUCGUUCCAUCUGAUUCCUAACCUCUGAGUCAGGCCUUGUUCUGAAGGCCUCGCUGUUGUCAGAGAGGUGCUCUGAUGUCUUAUAUUAAGACCAAAUGUGGCAGGAUGUGGUCACUUUCCAGUCCCUUGCUUUUAGGUACCACUUCAUGACAUUUAGGAACUGGUAUAGGAAAAUGCAAUGAGAUGCAGAACCUUUUCUUAAAUGGAAGUCUUCAAGUACAGUGUUAGGCUGGAGAGCGGGAUUUAGUCCGUGAAGUACAGCGUGAGAAUCUGUGUAACUUCUGACUGCAGACCACACAGAGUGACUCCAGCCGCCAAGUCUGUACGUUAUCAACAUCAAGAGUAUGCUUCUGUUUCAUCUGUUUCAGCUCGGCGACCAUGCCCGCUCGUGAGACUACCAUGCAUACUUAAGUGGGGUCUGCUGGUCAACGGAAGUGUUAUUUUCAGUUGUCAGUGCUCCCUCUCAGUCAAAGAAAUGACUGAAGGUGAUUUUAGAAAGGGGAAUAGAAAAAUAAGAAUCUGCUUAUUGAGAUUCUCUACCAGUAAAACCACUGGAGGGGACUUUGUCCUUUGGCCACAUGCACAUGAGCUCACUUUACGCUGCAACUCAACGGUAUUAGUGUUUCCAUUAAUAUUAUCAUUUUCUUGAAAAAGAAGGAAGUUUAGUGUUCUUUACAUGAAAAGGACCAAAUAAGUGUACAUGUCAAUUAGGUUAAAAUACAGAAGUUAAAAAUUCUGAACUUAAUCACUGUUUUUAACAAUAUUAUCAGAGUUUAAGAUGAAGCAUCUUUGUGUAUCUUCAUAAGGCAAACUCAUUUAAAUAUUUGAAUUAAUCAACUCAUUCUCAAAAUAAUACUGACUUAGCUCUAUGAAAAACAAGCUAUAUGUAUCUUUUUUUUUAAUUUUUAUUUAUGAUAGUCACACACAGAGAGAGAGAGAGGCAGAGACACAGGCAGAGGGAGAAGCAGGCUCCAUGCACCGGGAGCCCGACGUGGGAUUCGAUCCCGGGUCUCCAGGAUCGCGCCCUGGGCCAACGGCAGGAGCCAAACCGCUGCGCCACCCAGGGAUCCCCAAGCUAUAUGUAUCUUAUGUGUAUCAAUCUGAAACUUUAUUAUCUCCAAUAAGUAUACAACUUCUACACUGCAAUCAAUUCUAAGAGCUUGGAAUAGGAUUUUCCAAGUAUUAGUUAAGUACUGUCCCAUCCAAAAUACAGAAUGUCAGUAGUUGCAUAGCCUCGUUUCCCACAAAAAAAGCGUUAAAGAAUAGGAACACGAACUAUUCUAAUAUUCUGAUGUAUAAGCCUUAAAACUACCAGCUGGUUUGGUGAUUCAAUUAGUAAUCUGAUUUUUUUCCACUCACUUCUUAAUUUUAAGAUUUAUUCCCCCAAAGCAAGGGUUAGUCACAGAAACAUGAAAAUUAAUUUAAAAUCCUCUUAGUUUUCAUUCUGUUUUUAUUAGCUAUGGAAUUAUGCUAAUUUCUAAAAGAUUUGAGAAAGGCACCAAACUCUUAAAUUCUAGUGCAGGAAUUCAAUUAAAAUGAUAUUAAGGCAAAAAAUAAAAAAUAAAACAAAAAGCCAUGACAUAACCCCCCAAAUGAUUUUAAAACUGGCUGUUAUUCAAAAGAAAAAAUUAAACUAUGAUUUGAAUCUAGUUUUUAAAAUUCUUAAUGCAAGAGAAAUUUUAUGCUUAAGCCAUUAUGGGGUUAUAUGCAAAGUUUAAAUCAGAUGACAGAAAUCUUGAUUUUAGACUCCAUGUUGUGCUGUUUUGAGUACACUUUAUUUCAGAAAGUGAUAUUUAGUAUUUUUAGUAUUUUCUAUACACUUUGAAAUCAUGAGCAUUUCACUUUUUCUAAGUCAAUUAUUUCAUAAGGAUUUUAUUAAUAGAUAUUGGUAAAUAGAACUUUGGAAAUCUUAAUUCCGUAUUCUUACUAUACCUGAGGCUUUUGUAAGCUAUAGUUUUAUGUACAACCUUGUACAGUUUUUUUGACACACAAUUCAGAAUCUUGUUUAUUCUCUUGGACUUUGUUCUGGCCAAUACAUUUUUUUUUAAAUCUUUAAGGAAAACUGUGAUUGUUUUAGUGGGUAUUUUUCUAAGUAAAGGAAAACUUGUAUAAUGGUAUUUUAGAGAAUGCCAGAUAAGUGCAUGUUUCAAGUUAAUGUUUUUCUCAUCACUUGUAUGUUUAUACACAGCAUGGAACUUUAAUAAAACCACCCUGGAAACUUAA